AUGACUCUUGUGGGUUCAAUGCAGAGUAUCCCCUCACUGCACCAGCUAGUAUAUAUAGGCUGAGGGGGAACACCUGAGUGAAGCAUAUUUGAACUGAUCCAAACACCAUGAAAAACUAAGACUUAAGGAGUUGUAAUAAGAGAUCAUCAUCAUCACUCAUGGGGAAAGGAAGAGCACCAUGCUGUGACAAGACUCAAGUGAAGAGAGGUCCUUGGAGCCCUGAAGAGGAUCUUAAGCUCAUAGCGUUCAUCCAGAAACAUGGCCAUGAGAAUUGGCGUUCUCUUCCCAAACAAGCUGGGCUUCAGAGAUGUGGGAAAAGUUGUCGUUUGAGAUGGAUCAAUUAUCUGAGGCCAGAUGUGAAGAGAGGAAAUUUUACACCAGAGGAACAAGAAACCAUAAUAAGGCUACAUAAAUCCUUGGGAAACAAGUGGUCAAAGAUUGCAUCUCUUUUGCCUGGUAGGACUGACAAUGAGAUCAAGAACGUGUGGAACACCCACUUAAAGAAAAAAUUGGAUCCCAAAAAUUCAGAGUCAAGUGGAGAUGAGUCCAAGCUGCAAUCAUCAGUAACAUCCUCUGCAUCUUCUUCAUCAGAAUCAUUUUUCUCAAAUGAGGGAUCAAAUCUUGCAAAUACUCCUCCUGUUAAUGAGUUUAUGGAACAAGCUUCUGAAGUGACAAUGACAGACAAAAUUGAGCCAGAUUCAGAAAAGCAAGUAUCCAAUGAAGUUAAUGGCAUCAAUGAGAAUCUCAAGGAGUCAUCAAAUUCAUUAUCUUCUUUAGAGUCAAGUAUCUUGAACUCAAGCCAGGACAUUAUUUCCUACAAGCCAGAACAACAACUAGCUUCUCCAUUAAUCUAUCCAGGACCUUAUGAUGUUGACAAUACAUUACAAGAGGUGGAUAAACCAAACCAUGAUCUGGUUGAAAUUCCAUGGGAAUCAGAUUAUGAUAUUUGGAGUUUGUUAGAUAGCAUUGAAUCUUUCCCACCAAAUGAAGUACCAUUGGGGGCCAGUCAGAAUCAUGAUCUUGGAGUAGAGAGUGUUCAAGUUACUGAAGCCAUGAAGUGGUCCCAUGAAUUUGAAGGCAAGGCUGGAGUAGUUGGUGAAACAAAUGAGUCAAACAAGGAUCAGUUCCUACCAAAGAAUUAUGCAGUUGAGCCACAAAUAGACCCUCCUCAGACAUUUCACUUCAAUGACAUGACAAGCCCAGCAGAAUCUGAAUUAGACUUUGAUUUUAUUCAAUUAUGGCCCUCUUCCCCUUAAAAUACUAGUUUUUAAGUUUAAUACAUACAAAAAGUACUUCCAUCUAAGAAUCAUGAAUCUGAUUAUACUGACAAUGGUAAAUUAAGCCAUAUAGAUUAGGUGUCUCUAAUUGUAUGAUGGGUUGGUUUAAUUCAUGUAUGAUUCUCAAAAUCAAGUGAGAAUAGCUUGAAGCACAUAUAUGCAAGUAAUUAAUGUUUAUU
This is a messenger RNA of Lotus japonicus, 1456 nucleotides long. RefSeq names its product transcription factor MYB63. The transcript has 3 exons. The coding region runs from base 159 to 1256 and encodes 365 amino acids. NCBI's taxonomy places the organism in Eukaryota, Viridiplantae, Streptophyta, Magnoliopsida, Fabales, Fabaceae. The record is from RefSeq and is a predicted model, not a curated record.